AGUCCAGUAGGGGGCAGUCUCUCACAAUCCAACUGUAUUCACUUUGUAGAAGAAAAUAGGAGGGCAACCGUAGACAACAUUUGUCCUGGUCUCACUUGUCCAAAUGUCUUAUGUCUUACGUAUUCUCUCGUCUUGUCCUUUACCGAGAGGCGGCUGUGACGUACAGACGACGCGGUAGAGAGGGACCGUGUCGCUCGUUCUAUGUUCCACUUAAGAACCCGAGAAGAGGACAAGCACUGCAACGAGAUCUCCACGCUCCGACAGGCAGCUUUUCAAGACAAUGCGCAGCUCCUGGAUGCCAUGCUGUGCCAGGAAAUCUACCGGAAGGUCAUCAACUGCAGGGGGGGCUGGGGGGUGUCGGCCACGCCCCUCCAUGCUGCUGCCUCCAAGGGCCACUUAAACUGCGUGCGUGUCCUGCUAACACAUGGUGCGCAGGUAGACAGCCUGGAUGUCAAAGCUCAGACCCCCCUGUUCACAGCUGCCCGUGGGAAGCAUCUCCACUGCCUCUUAGCCUUGCUCCAUGCUGGGGCUAAUCCGAACGGGAGCGCCCAUAACCUCUCCUCCCCGGUGCUCACGGCGGCACGGGAAGGUGACAUAGAUGUACUACGAAUCUUGCUAAAAUACGGUGCAGAGGUGAAUGAUCGAUCCAAAGUGGUGAUUUUAAGUUCGAUGGUGAAAGUUUCGAGUGGACCACUGUAUCUCGCAGCAGUGUACGGGCACAUAGACUGCUUCCGGUUGUUGUUACUGUACGGAGCGGAUCCAGAUUAUAACUGCAUAGACGCGCUGGUGUUGGGUCUGAUGAAGCAGCCCAAGACGGUGCUGGAGAUGUGCUUGCGUCACGGGUGCGGGGUGGAGUACAUUCAGCUGCUUAUAGACUUCGGAGCGAACGUGUACCUGCCCACGCUGAUCAUCGAGAAGUCCACCAAACAGAAUGAAGCUGUGGAACUGCUGCUAAGAGAGAGAGGAACUCCCAAAACUCUGACCUCACAGUGCAGACUCGUCCUCCGUAGAUACCUCCAUAAAAUCAACAGGAUCCAUUGCAUCGACCAGCUGGACAUGCCCACCAGCCUCAUCCACUAUCUCCAACACAAGCCAUCACCAUUUUCUGUGCUUUGAGUCUGAUACUGAGAGAGAUAAGCAAGAAACUCAAAUAAAUGCACUGUUCUUAUCUGUCCCAGAAUAAACUGUUAGCGGAUGGAUGGGUCUUGCUAAUGUACUUACAGACAGAGGUAAAGUAGUCCAAAGUUGAACACAAAUAAUAAUGGUUAAGCCUGGAUGGGAGACCCCUGGGAAUAACAGGUACCCUAGUGGGUCAGUUGUACAUGAGUGUAGGUGGUGAUUGCAGGAGCCAAUGGCAGCCUCGUUUCCAUCAUCCCAGGGCAGCUGUGGCUACAGUAGUUUAUCUCCACCAAGUGAAUGAAUAAUACACUGAAUUGUAAAGCGACUUUGAGUGUCUGGAAAAGUGCUACAUAAGACUAAUGCAUUGUUUUUAAUAUUAAGAGUACAGUUACUGGAAAAUAAUGUUACUCAAGUAUAGGGUGGAAAAUAUAUUGAACAAUUGUUGAGUAUAUAGUCUCCACAUAAAACAAUUAGAAAUGACAGCAAAAAGAUCAUACACUAGACAAUUCAUUUUACUUUUUAAAGUGUUAUUUCUGUACUUUUUUGGUAAUUUAUGCUCCAUGUAAGUACUCAAGAGAAACUGAAACUAACUGUCAGGACAUAGCAUCUGAUUUAUAAUCUGACGUUAAUUCAAUUGGAAGGACAAAACAUGAAAUAAAGGAAACAAAGAUGGACACA
Molecule: messenger RNA, 1797 nt
Organism: Periophthalmus magnuspinnatus
Lineage: Eukaryota; Metazoa; Chordata; Actinopteri; Gobiiformes; Gobiidae
Gene: asb12a
Product: ankyrin repeat and SOCS box-containing 12a
Exons: 3
Coding region: 202-1116 (304 amino acids)
Biological process (GO): intracellular signal transduction
Molecular function (GO): protein binding
Source: RefSeq, a predicted model, not a curated record